AUCCAUUGUGGGACACAGGCCCCGUACUUUUUGACUCUACCAUCAGCCUGGCCGUGAAGCUGGCGGAGGAAUACUUUUGAUGACGCAAAUGCCGUAAAAUUUCAUCCUUUCCGUCGAACUGACCGUGAGUGGAACAUGUCGAGUACAUAUGAUAGAAGAGAAGAGUGGCCUGCCGACCAAGAUGGCAAGAGGAAUGGGCCGAAUGGGCCGAGCGGGCCUCCCAGUGGUGGUGAAGAAGUUAGCCAAUACAAUGGACCUCCAGGCAUGGACCCCGAUGGUAUCAUCGAGUCCAACUGGGAUGAGGUUGUUGACAGUUUCGAUGCUAUGGACCUGAAGGAGCCUCUGCUCCGUGGUAUCUAUGCCUAUGGUUUUGAAAAGCCUUCUGCUAUUCAGCAGCGUGCAAUUAUGCCAUGUGUGAAGAAACAUGAUGUGAUUGCUCAGGCUCAAUCAGGUACUGGUAAGACCGCAACAUUCUCCAUCUCCAUCCUGCAGCAAAUUGACACAGCCAACCGUGAGUGCCAGGCUUUGAUCUUGGCCCCUACCCGUGAAUUGGCUCAGCAAAUCCAGAAAGUUGUCAUUGCUCUUGGUGACUUCAUGAAUGCCCAAUGCCACGCAUGCAUUGGAGGAACCAAUGUUCGUGAGGAUAUGCGUAAACUGGAAAUGGGUGUUCACGUGGUGGUGGGUACUCCUGGCCGCGUCUAUGACAUGAUCAACCGCAGAGCACUGAGAACAUCCAGUAUCAAAAUCUUCGUUCUGGAUGAGGCUGAUGAAAUGUUGUCCCGUGGUUUCAAGGAUCAGAUCCACGAUGUGUUUAGGACUCUGAACACUGAGGUUCAGGUCAUCCUCUUGUCUGCCACAAUGCCUUCUGAUGUGUUGGAAGUCAGCACAUGCUUCAUGAGGAAACCUAUCCGUAUUCUUGUGAAGAAGGAGGAACUUACCCUUGAAGGUAUCAAGCAGUUCUUUGUCAAUGUUGAGAAGGAAGAUUGGAAGAUGGAUACCCUUUGUGAUCUGUAUGACACCCUCAGCAUUACUCAGGCUGUCAUCUUCUGCAACACCCGUCGCAAGGUCGACUGGCUGACUGAGAGUAUGCACAAAAGGGACUUCACAGUUUCUGCCAUGCAUGGUGACAUGGAACAGCGUGAACGUGAUGUCAUUAUGCGUCAGUUCCGUACCGGCUCCAGCCGUGUGCUCAUCACCACUGACCUCUUGGCUCGUGGUAUUGAUGUACAGCAGGUGUCUCUAGUUAUUAACUAUGAUCUGCCGUCUAACCGGGAGAACUACAUCCACAGGAUUGGUCGUGGUGGCCGAUUCGGUCGUAAGGGUGUUGCUAUUAAUUUUGUGACUGAGGAUGAUAGACGUACCCUCAAGGACAUUGAGCAGUUCUACAACACCAGCAUUGUUGAAAUGCCGAUGAAUGUCGCCGACCUGAUCUAAGUGGCAUGUUUCAUCAGUCCACCUGUGGGGGAAGAGUUUUUUGGAAAUAAAGAUCAAAAUUUCAACGAUGAAGUUCACCAAAUCAGUGGUUUUAUUUUGUGGCUAUAAAUCCUGAGCAUACCUGCUAGCCCCUUGUCACUAAUUUUAAACAUAAUUUAUGCCCUCUGAUCUGUGUUUUCCCCCUUUUUGAAACUUUAAAUUUUAUUUGUUUAUUUUUUAUGAACUUGUAUUUUUUUGAGAUUUAUGGUUUUAUAUUUGAAACAUUUCUGAAUUGAACUGUAUGGCUAGUUUUCCAUUUUAUUACUAAUAAAUUGGCAAUUAAGACAUGGA
Molecule: messenger RNA, 1764 nt
Organism: Frankliniella occidentalis (western flower thrips)
Lineage: Eukaryota; Metazoa; Arthropoda; Insecta; Thysanoptera; Thripidae
Gene: eIF4A
Product: eukaryotic initiation factor 4A-I
Exons: 9
Coding region: 136-1434 (432 amino acids)
Molecular function (GO): RNA binding; ATP binding; RNA helicase activity
Source: RefSeq, a predicted model, not a curated record